CGCACUGAGCCAAAGUGUUAUGAAACAAAGUAGCACAGCAGCGGCUUGAGGUGCAGACAGUCAGAGGGACCCAGCGCGCAGACACUUACACCCCGGCACAGCUCCCCGCUCUGCCCGAAGACAUGCUCCCGUCCCUGGGCCUCACAUAGAUGUCACCUCCGGGGAGCCAGCACAAGAAUAAAAUGGCCCAAAAUUCCAUCCACUGGUUCCGGAAGGGCCUCCGUCUCCAUGACAACCCAGCUCUGCGGGAGGCGGUCCAAGGGGCGUCCACGGUGCGGUGCGUUUACUUCCUGGACCCGUGGUUCGCGGGCUCGUCCAACGUCGGGGUCAACAGGUGGCGGUUUCUUCUCCAGUGUUUGGAGGAUCUGGACGCCAGCCUUCGCAAGCUCAACUCUCGCCUUUUCGUCAUCAGGGGCCAACCAGCCAACGUGUUCCCGCGGCUCUUUAAGGAGUGGAAGAUCUCCCGGCUGACCUUUGAAUACGACUCGGAGCCUUUUGGGAAGGAGAGAGACGCCGCCAUCAAGAAGCUGGCCAUGGAGGCGGGCGUGGAGGUCAUCGUCAAAAUAUCGCACACCCUGUAUGACCUUGACAAGAUCAUCGAGCUGAACGGCGGACAGCCUCCGCUCACCUACAAGCGUUUCCAGACUCUGAUCAGCCGGCUGGAUCCUCCGGAGAUGCCCGUGGAGAUGCUGACGGACACGCUGAUGGGGCGCUGCGUCACGCCCGUCUCUGAGGACCACGGGGACAAGUACGGCGUCCCCUCGCUGGAGGAGCUUGGCUUUGACACGGAGGGGCUGCCGUCAGCCGUGUGGCCAGGAGGAGAGACCGAGGCUCUUACCAGGAUAGAGCGCCACCUGGAGAGAAAGGCGUGGGUGGCGAAUUUCGAGCGUCCGAGGAUGAACGCCAACUCGCUGCUGGCCAGCCCAACAGGCCUCAGCCCGUACCUGCGCUUCGGCUGCCUCUCCUGCCGCCUCUUCUACUUCAAGCUCACCGACCUGUACCGCAAGGUGAAGAAGAACAGCUCUCCUCCACUCUCGCUCUACGGACAGCUACUGUGGCGCGAGUUCUUCUACACCGCCGCCACCAACAACCCACGCUUCGACAAGAUGGAGGGAAACCCCAUCUGCGUCCGCAUUCCCUGGGACAAAAAUCCUGAGGCGCUCGCCAAGUGGGCUGAGGCGAAGACAGGCUUUCCCUGGAUCGACGCCAUCAUGACUCAGCUGAGGCAGGAGGGAUGGAUUCAUCACUUGGCCCGACAUGCCGUGGCCUGCUUCCUCACCAGAGGAGACCUGUGGAUCAGCUGGGAGGAAGGAAUGAAGGUGUUUGAGGAGCUGCUGCUGGAUGCAGACUGGAGCGUGAAUGCGGGCAGCUGGAUGUGGCUGUCCUGCAGUUCAUUCUUCCAGCAGUUCUUCCACUGCUACUGCCCCGUGGGCUUCGGCCGGCGCACCGACCCCAACGGGGACUUCAUCAGACGAUACUUACCUGUCCUCCGAGGUUUUCCUGCUAAGUUCAUCUACGACCCGUGGAACGCUCCAGAGUCUGUGCAGGCGGCGGCCAAGUGCAUCAUUGGAGUCCAUUACCCGAAGCCCAUGGUGCACCACGCAGAGGCGAGCCGGCUCAACAUCGAGAGGAUGAAGCAGAUCUACCAGCAGCUGAGCCGAUACAGAGGACUGGGUCUGCUGGCAUCAGUGCCGUCCACCCACGGGAACGGGAAUGGAGGAAUGAUGGCCUAUUCUCCUGGAGAGCAGCACCCAGGGACCAACAGUUCACACACGCCCGGAGUGUCGGGGAGCCCCGUUCCAACAGGAAAUGGCAGCGGAAGCAUCCUUCUCAACUUUGACAGCGAAGAACAGACCGGCCCCAGCGGCGUUGGACAGCAGCAUCAGCGCCUGCAGCAGCAUGGAUACCACUCAGUGCCAGACACCAGCCAGAACACCAGCAGCCGACUCUUCCACGAGUUCGCUGUGCCUCAGCACCCAGGACUCCUCCUGCACCCCCGGGGCGGCAUCACAGGGAAACGGGAGCGCGAGUCGGAGCGUGAGGGGUCGGGGGAAGAAGAGCCGGCGUCCUGCUCCGUGCACAAGAUGCAGCGACAGAGCGCAGAGGCAACCUAGAGCAGAUGGAGAAGAGACCGCGCACAGUCCAUGGAGCCGGCAGAGAGAGGAAAGCCCGACAUCACCGCCUGUCCUCCAAUCACAGCAGCUCCAGACAGGCGCCUCCUCUUCCUACUUUUCCUCACACACAGAAAAUCCCAGGGAGCACACACAGAGGUGAAAAUGUGUCAGUUGGCUCGAGUCGGUUGACCUCUGACCUCAGAGGAAUGUGCAAAGAAACAAAUGACCUCAAACUUUAUUUCUAAUAAAAUAAAUAAACCAAUAAAAACGUUAUUGUCUUAAACGGCUGCCACCGCCACGCAGCUGCCCGGCUACGACGCGGAGCCUUCGUCACAGGCUUUGAGAGUCUUCUUCUACUCAAACAGGUUUAAACAGGGAAACGCUGCUAAAGCUCCGCCCACGAGCCACGCCUCGAACAAAGAGGUCAUCCAGAGGAGCGCAGCUGUAACACGAGUGACCCGAAGCACCGAACGCAGCCUGCCAACUUCACUUCCUGUCUGUGUAAAUAAAGCCUUUUUUUAAUACUGGAGGUGCAGCGGGUUAUUAAACUCCUACUUAACGGCACUGGUUGUGAUUCCCCCUUUCACCACCUGGGGCAGCAUUUCACCAGCACGUGUCUUCACGCUGUGAAUGAGCGCGGCUCACCGCUGCAUACAUGCGCACGCUACGCCGGGGCUUUGGAUGUGGAGUUUCUUCACAUCCUGCUGAUGCUCCAGUUAACUUUUUAAAGCAGUUUAGAAAAACAGGAUGUCACACGUACUACCUUUAUUUCCGACGCUGGCUUCGUGGGAACGUCUUCACCUGCCUGGUUUGUGCUCGACUUGUAUCGGCAGCUAACAUCGAAUGCAAGUGAAAUUUGGAUGCAUUAAAGUCACAAGUGUCAGAGGUGUUUAUAUGUUUAUAGCCGAGCCCGUUCGCGGUCUUUGAGUCGUGUUUACAGUGACGUUCUUAGAUUAGAGCCUUCGUGCCAUGGCGUCGUUUAGCCCUCUGUGUGACGCCGUCGUGCACGAGGAGGCGAAGCGCGGCUGAACACUCAGGUCCUGACCUGAGACUUGGACCAUCGUCCUCGCAGCUUUGCCCACAUUUUUCCUGAGGUCACUUUAGCACUUGUUUGGUCCGACGUGGCCAGUCACAUUUUCACCUCUCUGCUCCCCUCACACACACGUCAUCUCUGAGGUUUCCUUCUGCAGAUGUGCUGGUCGAGCUCAUGGCUGCGUUCAGUCUCCUCUCCAAGGCGUCACAUUUUUCUAAGAUUUCUUAUAAAAACCAAAAACCUGCUAAACAAAAAUGAAGGAAAAAAGACUAAAAGCUAAGUUGAGUCAACGCGCUGAGACGGGCGACCCAAACGAGCCUCAUUCUGUCACAGACAACAUUCCUCACACGGUUUCCUGCGGCGCUGCACAGAGGGACACGUGAAGCGUGCACGGCUGUUCGGGAUCAUUAAAACUGUAAAUCUGCCCAACGUCUGCUUCAUGGCCGACAAACAAAGGGUCGCUGGCGUCCAGGGGGGUGGGGAUCCUCCACCAGCACCGCCACUCCCACUCAGAGAAUGUAUGAUAAAAUCCACACAGCAGCAUCGGUGGCUGACGUUAGCACCACCAGCUACACACACACACACACACACACACAAAGAUAUGCACACCUGUUAUUACAGCGCAGUUUCAGUAGUUACCCUGUUUUCUUUUGAGUUUACAGUGAUUACCCGAGUAGUUCUCGUGUCAUUACAGAGUAAAUAUAUACAGUAAAUAAGCUGUUUUCCACAGGAAACGCAGUAACAGAGUAAAUACUUGUAAAUAUCUGGUGAUUUCAUUGUAUUUGCGUACAGUUACAUGAGUAAGGACCAGGCUUCAUGUGAGUUUGAAUCCGGGCUAAUUUACCUGUAUUUAAACUGUAAUCACACCCACAACUGUAAACUCAGAUAACUCAUUUCCUGUUGUUUCACAAUAAAAGUCUUCUUCUACUGAACAGUCAGAGGCCUUUAUUGUGAAAAGUGUUCAUUAAAAAAUAAUAAAGUCCA
Molecule: messenger RNA, 4131 nt
Organism: Neolamprologus brichardi
Lineage: Eukaryota; Metazoa; Chordata; Actinopteri; Cichliformes; Cichlidae
Product: cryptochrome-1-like
Biological process (GO): circadian regulation of gene expression; entrainment of circadian clock by photoperiod; negative regulation of DNA-templated transcription
Cellular component (GO): cytoplasm; nucleus
Molecular function (GO): DNA binding; FAD binding
Source: RefSeq, a predicted model, not a curated record